Mesocestoides corti is the source of this 2655-nucleotide messenger RNA. The record is from the annotation of a GenBank genome assembly. NCBI's taxonomy places the organism in Eukaryota, Metazoa, Platyhelminthes, Cestoda, Cyclophyllidea, Mesocestoididae.
AUGUUUCUGAGUGGCAUGAGUGAAGCUUCUAAACGUGAAAUUAGCAUAAAAGGAAUUGAUCCAGCUGCACUUGAAGCAUUUAUAACAUUCGCGUACACCGGUGAAAUUCAAAUUACACCAGCUAAUGUUCAGGCAACUCUUAUCGGCGCCAGUUUUCUGCACAUUGAUAGCGUGCGAAAUUUCUGCUGUCGUUAUAUUGAGGAAAGACUCUCUCUGGAAAAUCUUCUGCAAGUUCGCAACUUUGCAACAAGCUUUCUCUGUUCAAACCUCGUAUCAGCCUGCGACAAGAUCAUCCACGAGAACUUCGAGGUACUUGCAGACUCGCCAGUGUUCUAUUCUCUCAGCGGUUCUGAACUCUGCAAACUCCUCGAAAGUGACGACCUACAAGUUAGCAGCGAAGAAAAAGUCUUUCAUUCCAUCAUCGCCUGGUGUGAGCACCCACCAAGUGACGCUGACGCAGAAACUGGCAUUUUGGGUAGCCCCAAGUUGAGCCGCUCUCUACAAUCCCUCGCUAGCUCUGGCACCUCCAAGGAUGUGGUGACUGGCAAAUUUGGGUCCUGCGAUCAUGCCAAUCCUCGUUUGAAGUUCCUCCCUGAUCUGCUUGCACGCGUUCGCCUACCAUUCCUCUCCGCGCAGUUCAUCCGCGACGUCGUCUCAAAGAACGCCCACAUCCGAGCGGACAUUCAGUGUAGGGACUUGCUCGACGAAGCCCGCGACCUCCUUUUGCUGCCAAAUUCAGUACCCCCGGAGUCCUGCUCGUUCGCCUGUCGACCGCGGCGUGGGCAGGAGGUGGCAGGCAUAAUUUAUGCCGUUGGAGGCUAUUCAGCUGACGGGGAUUGUCAAAGCAUCGUGGAGGCCUACCACCCACUCAUCGACCGGUGGGAGGUUGUUGAAAGCAUGUCCACAGAAAGAAGCCGAAUAGCCGUUGUUGCACUUAAAGGUUGUCUUUACGCAAUAGGUGGUCUAGACGGAAGCUCGCGGCUGAACACGGUGGAGAAGUUUGACCCCAAGACCGGUGUGUGGCAGAAAGUGGCUUCCAUGAACUACCGCAGAAGUGCCCUGGGCGCAGCCGUCCUAAACGGUCGGAUCUACGUGUGUGGCGGCUACGACGGUGUGUCAUCCCUCCGCACCUGUGAAGUCUACAACCCCGACCAAAAUCGGUGGCAAGUCAUUCCAAGCAUGACGGAGUGUCGCUCGGCAGGCGGAGUGGUAGCACUUGAAGACGGACGCCUAUUCGCCAUCGGCGGACACAACGGCCUGCCGAUUUUCGACUCGGUGGAGUGCUACCACCGCCGUGGACACCACACAGUCGCGCCCUCAGACACCUCGACCGUCUCCCCCGUCACGUGGUCGUGGGGCCGGGUGUGGCGCCAGGUGGCUCCGAUGCUGCACCGACGCUGUCGUCACGGCGUCGCCGUCCUCCGUGGACGCAUCUUCGCCGCCGGCGGCUACAACGGCUGCUACUUUCUGCGCUCCGUGGAGGUGUACGAGCCGGCGCCGCCUGUGCACUCGGAUACCGGUCUUGGCCAGUGGAGCGAAGUCGCAGGCAUGGCUAAUCCACGAUCUCGUGUCUCUCUGGCUGCGUCUGGCGGUCGUCUCUACGCUAUCGGUACGCCUCCCUUAAAGCUUUCUCUCAUUUCACAUCCGAAAUCGCUUGCCUUCGAGGGCCUUCAGGGCCGGUUAACCGAAGCAGUAUCAUUUCGUCGACAAGGUGUGACACAAUCUCGUGUCUUACCCUAUCGCUUCCACAAAGGCUCCAGAGCCACCGAGACUCGCGACAAGAUUCGUGGAUGCCUGAGCCCCAUUCCGUUCUGGAGAUUUUUCGCUCAAAUUCAACUCACCAAUGUUGACGACGAGUUGUCCGAUGGUUCACCACGCAUCUCGUCCGAGCUACGUGAGUUGGCUGGCUUUCAUGGCAUUUUGGUCGAAAAAGGAGGCUCUCUUGAACGUUUCAUCCUCGCUCCAUGUGGGAAUCAGAAGGCCCAUGCAACACUUUCGCAGACACAGGCCUCUUUGAACGCAAGUUUUGUCCUAACAGGUGGCUUUGAUGGUGAGCGGAACCUGAACUCGGUGGAGUGUUUCCAGCAAUGCGAAAACUCGGCCCAUCAUCGACGCCACCACCUCCAUCUCACCGAUCUCGCCUACGACGAGGAAAGGGAAGCGGAGGAGAGGAUGGAUGCUAUGAAGCCGCCAGUGCGCCGUCUGCCUCGCUGCAAGUCGCGCGACGACGACGAUCUUGAGGAGUGGUUGGAGGAGGGUCCACGAAGUUUGCUGGUCCCGCCCAACUUCACUGGGGGAGGCGGUGGCGGCAGCGGCAACUCAAAGCCGACCUUCGCCGGCGACCAAGCAGCCUCUGCGUCAUCCGCUGCUCGUGAGGGCUCUGCAUCCACCUCCAACGCCCACAGUGACGACUGGCCGGGCGAUUUGGCAACCGUCACAACUGAGGGUCUGGACUCCACGGAAAGUCUCAUCGAAUCGCUGACCUUCCAGUCGGCUGUGACGUCCACCGGUGGCGCUGGUGACGCCACAGCCCCCUGCGUCUCCCCCACCGAAGCGGACAACGACGACGUCUUCGCGGACUGGCAGUGGCUCCCUGCGAUGCCACUCAUCGCACACGAGGGCGGAGUUGGUGUCGGUGUCAUCCCGCUUUACUAG